This is a messenger RNA of Sporothrix schenckii 1099-18, 2451 nucleotides long. RefSeq lists its product as uncharacterized. The record is from RefSeq and is a predicted model, not a curated record. The transcript is spliced from 4 exons. NCBI's taxonomy places the organism in Eukaryota, Fungi, Ascomycota, Sordariomycetes, Ophiostomatales, Ophiostomataceae. Bases 1 to 2451 code for a protein of 816 amino acids.
AUGGACGAAGGCGAUAGAGAGCCAGGUCCUCUGCGGAUCAUCAAACGCACGUCCAAUCCGCCAAUUCAACCCUCAGCCGGCGACAGUGCCCACGGUUCCGGGUCCGAUCACGACCAGCUCUCCAGACGAGCAAGUGCGGCCACAGACGAGAGCAUGGACAGCAUCCAAGAAGGUUCCGGUGCGUCCCAGCGGUCCCUAAGCAUCCCAAAAAAGCGGAGGACCCUGCUUUCGCAGGUAGAUGGAGGCGCCAGCCGCUUUUAUGCUGCACCUGAGGCCCAUGCGGCCGGCAUGGCAAGACGCAGGCGCAACGACACGGACAGUUUCGGCUCAGGGAGUGAUCACAGUGACAUCGGCAUGAUGAACGGCAGGUCUGAGGCUAGCGGUGGGUUUGCAUCUGUCCGGACACAGUAUCUGAGAGACGGAUAUCGAGCAGAAAAAAACGACUACGGCCUGCGCUCGUUGCGGCCGUCGUCCAGUCAUAGUAGCAGCCGUCUUUACGAAGAAGAAGAUGCCUUGGACAACUUCCAAAGGAUGCGUCUCAGUAGUGAGGCAGUUAGCGUUGGCAUAGGCGACGUCCGCCGCGAUCAGCAGGGUGAUUACGAUGCUCAAAGUAAGGGCACGUACAGUCCACAUGCUAGUGACGAGUGCUUCAUUUGGCCAUCGGAUAGACCCUACGACUGUGAGAGACGCACGGGAAUGCUGCCUGCUUCUUCUGGUAGACACGGCGCAUACAACGAGCUUCUGAUGCACCCAGGGCUGCAUCCUCGCCAGUCUCACCGGCAGCACACGUACGACAGCCGGCCUGUGUCAACCUCGGAUAUUCUUGCCACCGGUCCUGAACUCUUCCAGCCACAGCCAUAUACGCGGCCCCGUACUGCAAUACCUUUUAACAGCCCCUACAAGAGUCAUCGCGCGUCCGAGUCCUUUCACUAUCGCCAAGACACAUCUCGAAGCCACCAUAGCCGCAGACUGAGCCAGGUCAGUGCCAAAUCCGAGGUUUGUGGUGAGGUUGACCCACAGAUCUUGGUCCCCAUCGUCUCAGUCACGCCCGAGUGCAGAACCGUCGAGGGUGAUGUGAACAGUUUUUGGGUCGCCAUCGAGCUCUUUGCCCACGUCACACAGCCGUUGGACACGGGCUCGUCUCGCGACCACCGUUUUCGACAAGACUACCAUCAAGCCUCAACGUCAUCGUUUGCCACAGAUGACGACCAAGGCCUCUACCGCUUCGGAUACAUUUCCGAUAUGGAUAUAAAGAUCGUCUCAUCGUACCAAAGCGAGAUCCUUGAGGUCAUUGGGAAAAGUCCCAGUCUUUUGACGCUCCUUCCCGGCUCACGGCGCCUCAUGGUGGUCCAUAUCCAUCUUGACAUGACAAAGAAGAAGCAGGCAGCAGAAUCACAGGAAUAUCGCCCGCUCUCCCACAGUAAUACGUCUGACCAGCUGCUGGAGGACCUGGAGCUCCAUCUCGGGUCCACUUCCCAAGAGUACAUGCAAAUCCAGCUCACGUAUUCCCACUCCGGGUUUCCCAAGCGCGACGUUGGCAGAGAUCCCAUGGAUCGUGACGGCGGGUGCGUCGAGGUCCGCACUACUAUUGAGACAACGGUGACGGCAUUGGUAAUGCAGCAGAACUCAGCAUCAAUGUGGUCGCCGUCCGCCGCACCGCCUGGUGGUAGUCCCUUAGUCGACAUCGUUGCUAAGCACUGGGGCCCGGCAGCAGCUAAGGAGAUGGCCAAGAGAAUUGCUACCUCGAUCGAGGUGAGGAUGCUACGGCGGACAGACAAAACAUUCAGGACCUGGGACACGGCAGCACGCCACACCAAUCAGCAAUCCCAAUCCCCGUCCCAGACAUGGCGUCCUAGUACCCCCGAGAACGGCACUCAGGAUGGUAGCCUGGACGAAGUGACCCCUCGCGCGGUAUCUCAUUCUCACCAGCCAUCAAACAAGAAGAGCGACCGUCAAGAGGGCGGAAAACGCCCGGCGAGGAAUACGUCACUUGGCCAGAGUCAGCAACCGAUAAUACCUGUGAGAAUGCCGAAGAAGGAUUACCAGCAUACUUCAGACAACGCAGCACAGCGAUCCGCGUCAUCGUCAAUAUCCCAGAAGCGAGUUUCUCUCUCGCAGGUCCCGCGAUUGUCGGUAUCGUCCGCCAACAUUCCCACUGACUCCGACCCGCCAUCUCCAGGAUGUCUUUUGCCACGGUCGAAAAAUUCGCGAUUGGCGUCAGGUGGUCCAAGGCAGGUAAUCCCCGACGCGGCACCCCGCAACAUUCGGCGUCUCGUUGGCAUGGACACCACACACCUCCAGAAUGUGCCCCUUAUGCCACCCGACCAAAGUUUGAAGAGUGAGAAUUGCGGCGAUCGGAUGCAGGACCACAGCGGGAUUCGCAGCAGCAGCCGCAGCAGUACCAUUAGCAAGAGGUCCGGCAAGUGGCCCUGGCCAGGUUGGUUCUCAUAG